Molecule: messenger RNA, 1498 nt
Organism: Coregonus clupeaformis (lake whitefish)
Lineage: Eukaryota; Metazoa; Chordata; Actinopteri; Salmoniformes; Salmonidae
Gene: szrd1
Product: SUZ RNA binding domain containing 1
Exons: 4
Coding region: 82-435 (117 amino acids)
Source: RefSeq, a predicted model, not a curated record
UGUCAGCGAGUGGGACAAGGGGCGGAUCUUGGGUUACUGCCUACGAGAGCAAACUCUUCAGCGUGUCUGAAAGAAUGAAACAUGGAUGAUGAGGUUGCUCGAAGUUGGGAUGAAGCAGCAGACAGUGGGGAAAUGGAGAGAAGAUUAGAAGAAAAGUUUAGGAUCAGCCAGAAAGAGAAAGUGUCCAGUAAUAACUCUACACGGUCGCCAUUGAAGACGGCCAUUGUGAUCCAGGACGACUCCCCCCACGCAGCGCUCCCGCCCCAGAUCCGCAUUCUGAAGCGGCCCUCCAGUAACGGGUCGUUAGGGUCACCCCAGGGCCAGAACCGUCCCGCGCCACAGGUCAAGUCCCUAGCCCAGCGGGAGGCGGCGUACGCGGAGGCCAGGAAGAGAAUACUAGGCAGCGCCAGCCCUGAAGAGUCGCCUCAGGAAUAGCCGAACACAGACUGACCAGGGCGUACAAAUUCCACCACACCCCCAGAGGACCUAUCAAAAAAUCAUGCUGUUCGCCAACCAGCAGGCCCAGACGGCACACACGGCUUUCGCCAAAACAGAUAAGUGGAUGAGGGGCCAUGCUGACAUGGGGAGGAAGAUGAAAUGGCUGGGCACCCUCAAAGGGGUUAUAGCAGGGUAAAUUUUUUUAUCUAAUUCUAUGGGAUGUGCUGUGAAUCUAAAUGCAUGUGUUCUCCCCUCAUGGCUCCCACUGGUAAUGUGUGGGAAGGCUUAGAGGGCCUUAAGGGGAAACAAGCUUUCUCUCUCUCCACCACAACUGUUUAACACUGUGAUAAGGACAUCUUCCGGAUUCUGCUCACUGUGAUGGUCCCUUUUAAGUACCCCACCCUACACCCAUGUUGCCCAAGGAAUCCUCUCGUCUCUUAUCUGCCCAAAGUGUGACCAGCAACUGGUCUGUCAUGGGAAACCUAUGAGGUUCUGCUUUAUACGGCUAAUUUGGACAUCAGCCGUGGACUCUUCCAUUUGGAAAUACUGAGAGCAGAGGAUUCCUGAGAACAAAGGAGAGAAGAGUAGUUACCGAAGCAAAUCAAGGCAAUAGAUGGAUGGUGGUACAUACUACCAGCUUCACCCAGCCAUAAUACUGUUCAAUCCCCCUUCCUCACGUUUUAUUUUGGUUAUGGACGAUGAUCAAAUAAUCUGUCCAUUGCCAUUCGUUUUUAAGAGGGUGAUGUGUGGAAGUUCUGUUUACAGCUGUCUUUUUCUUUUUUUAAAGUGAGCUUUUUUGUAGUCUCCCAGACUGUCCUGAUUUCUAUUUACAAAAUAAAAAAACAGUAAAACAAAACAACAAAUGGAGAUAAGUGGAUAUUGAUAAAUUUUUAAGCAGCUUUUCUGCCUUUAUGAAUGAGGCGGUAGUAAUGUCAGAUCAGUAUUUUAAUCAACAUGAACUUAACCCCAUUUUAAAUAAUCCUGUAAAUAUUGGUUAAUUCCAACAACUGUAUAAGUGGUUCUGGCAGGAAUUAGAGAGGGGGAGGGGGGGGGGGUCACA